AUGAAUGUAGAGGAAGGGGGCAUACCGGGCAUAGGGCGCCCAAGUCAGGCCCGAUGGGUGCUUAUGCUCCUCUUGUCCACAACCAUGUAUGGUGCCCAUGCCCCACUGCUGGCCUUAUGUCGAAUAGAUGGCCAUGUCCCCUUCCGCCCGUCUUCAGCUGUGCUUUGGACCGAACUGACCAAAUUACUGCUAUCAGCAUUCUCUUUGAUGGCCAGGAGGCAGCCAAGACUGUGGGACACUCUGCCUUGGCGCCAGGCUGCCCCUUUUGCACUAUCUGCACUGCUCUAUGGUGCCAACAACAACCUUGUUAUUCACCUGCAGCGGUACAUGGACCCAAGCACCUACCAAGUGAUGAGCAACCUCAAGAUUGGCAGUACAGCUCUCCUUUACUGUCUCUGCCUGAAUCGCCGUCUUUCUGCCAGGCAGGGGCUGGCACUGCUGCUACUGACUGGUGCUGGAGCCUGCUAUGCUGCUGCAGGCCUCCAGGAUCCACAGGGCCAUCUCCCACCACCCCCAGCAGCAUCCAUGCCCCUCCAUGUGACUCCCCUGGGUCUGCUGCUACUCUUGCUCUACUGCCUCAUCUCUGGCCUCUCCUCAGUCUACACUGAGCUGCUUAUGAAGAGGCAGCAUCUGCCCUUGGCUUUGCAGAACCUGUUCUUGUACUCCUUUGGGGUACUUAUGAAUUUAGGGCUCUAUGUGGGAGGUGGGCCAGGCCCUGGGCUCCUAGAGGGUUUCUCAGCCUGGGCAGGGCUGGUAGUUCUGAGCCAGGCCCUUAAUGGAUUGCUCAUGUCGGCCAUCAUGAAGCAUGGAAGCAGUAUCACCCGUCUCUUUGUCGUCUCCUCUUCACUGAUUGUCAAUGCUGUGCUCUCAGCCACCCUGCUUCACCUCCAGCUCACGGCUGCCUUCUUCUUGGCCCUCCUGCUUAUUGGUCUGGCUGUACAUCUCUACUAUGGAGGCCGGUAG
Molecule: messenger RNA, 963 nt
Organism: Monodelphis domestica (gray short-tailed opossum)
Lineage: Eukaryota; Metazoa; Chordata; Mammalia; Didelphimorphia; Didelphidae
Gene: SLC35A4
Product: solute carrier family 35 member A4
Biological process (GO): pyrimidine nucleotide-sugar transmembrane transport
Cellular component (GO): Golgi membrane
Molecular function (GO): pyrimidine nucleotide-sugar transmembrane transporter activity
Source: RefSeq, a predicted model, not a curated record